Messenger RNA from Quercus lobata, 1180 nucleotides. RefSeq names its product soluble inorganic pyrophosphatase-like. The transcript has 10 exons. Gene Ontology annotation, cellular component: cytoplasm. Lineage: Eukaryota; Viridiplantae; Streptophyta; Magnoliopsida; Fagales; Fagaceae. The coding region runs from base 249 to 896 and encodes 215 amino acids. The record is from RefSeq and is a predicted model, not a curated record. Gene Ontology annotation, biological process: phosphate-containing compound metabolic process. Gene Ontology annotation, molecular function: magnesium ion binding; inorganic diphosphate phosphatase activity.
UCUCUCUCUCUCUCUCUCUCUCUCUCUAUAUAUAUAGAUAUACACACACACAUACACACAAAGAGGAAAGCUUAACGUAAAGUGGGAAUUUUCAGUGGCUGUCAAUCUGUGACUGGUCCUUAUUGCACCAUCUGCGAAGAUCUGGGUAAUGUUCGCUUGUUAACUUGGAAAUCUAGCAGUCUCCACUUGUUCUUGUAGUUUUUUGGGUGUGAUUUAUCACUUAUUUGAAGGUAUUGUAAAGGUUAAACAUGGCUAAGAAUGGUGGAGAAGCGAGUGGGAGAACUUCGUCGGGGUUCCCACAGGUGGUUCUCAAUGAGAGGAUCCUUAAUUCAAUGUCCCGAAGAUCUAUAGCUGCUCAUCCUUGGCAUGACUUGGAGAUUGGACCAGGUGCUCCAUCGGUUUUCAACUGUGUUGUUGAAAUUGGAAAAGGCAGCAAGGUUAAGUACGAGCUUGACAAGACAAGUGGCCUUAUAAAAGUUGAUCGUGUUCUCUACUCAUCUGUUGUUUAUCCACACAACUAUGGUUUCAUCCCACGAACAAUUUGUGAAGACAGUGAUCCCAUGGAUGUCCUGGUACUGAUGCAGGAGCCUGUGCUACCUUGUACUUUCCUUCGUGCUCGUGCUAUUGGAUUAAUGCCUAUGAUUGACCAGGGUGAAAAGGAUGACAAAAUCAUAGCAGUAUGUGCUGAUGAUCCUGAGUUCCGCCAUUACAAGGACAUCAAGGAGCUUCCUCCACAUCGGCUUGCUGAAAUCCGCCGUUUUUUUGAGGACUACAAAAAGAAUGAAAACAAGAAAGUUGAUGUGGAAGACUUCCUGCCAGCUGAGUCUGCCAUUGAAGCCAUCAAGUACUCCAUGGACCUGUAUGCAUCCUACAUUGUUGAAAGCUUGAGGCAGUAACUUACCUGGAAACUAAGUAGAAUGGCCGUGACCCUUAAAUUAUGAUGGGUUGAUAGACUUCUUGCUGCAUGCCUGUCUCCCAAGUUUUAUAUCACUUGCAUAAAACAUUAGUAAUGUUGGUAUGAAUGGUGCUAAUGCCGCACCUUUAAUACUAUCAACUUUUCUAUAAAUGUCUGUAUUGGAUCCUGCUUCUGGGAAGAGAAAUAUUAAUUUGGGUUUAUUCUGUAGAGUUACAUUAUUUUGUUAGAUUCCUAUAUGAAUUAUUAUAAUGGUUAAUUAGUGAA